AUGUUGAGAGUGAAGGCCAGACCGCUGGUGUAUUCGAGACCUGGGGUGCUACAAACAGGCUGGACUCCAAUCGUCAAACGAUCGGCGAACGUAACCCUUAACGGUGGUGUUAAGUGCAAAAGAGUUCAGUUUCCCGUUGUAAGUGCGUGUGUCCUCACAGUCCAUAAGUCCCAGGGAGGCACAUUCUCGGAAGUCGUAUAUAAUUACGAUAAGGGUCAGGAACAGCAGCUAGUUUACGUUGGUCUUUCCAGGGUUACAUCAAUCGACGGAUUGUAUCUGACGAAUGCCAGUAACUCAUUCCGGUUCCACCACGGAAAGGGUUCUAUGACCCCUAGAAUGAACGACCUUCGGACGGAACUUGAACGUUUGAGUAACCAUCGUAUGCGCACCAUUACAGACGAUAUCAUGGAAGCUAUAACCGCAAACAAGUUGGCUUGUACGUUGAUGAGCAUCAAUGUACAAAGUUUGAAUGCACACUCGUCGGACAUUGCAACAGAUCGGGUGCUUACCGCCGUUGAUUUGCUUGCAAUGAGCGAAACUUGGCUUGACAACGGCACAACCACAAACAUCAAUGGAUACCUUUGUGUUUGCCAAGAGAAGCGUGACGGAACAAGAGCGGGAGGAGUGGCAAUAUUUGAACGUGCUGGUUCGUCGACUAUGGCCGUUUCUCACGCCAUUACGAAGCUCAAUGAAAGCUAUGACCCAGCAUUGAGUGUAGCAGACGAAUAUGGGGACUGCUGUGCUGCAGAGGUUUCGAUCAUGGAAACCCGCACGUUACUGUUUGCGGUAUAUAUUUCACCAGGUACCACCCUGAAGCAAAAGAAAUAUUUCUUAGUGCGCAACCUCAUAAAGUACACCCAUGUUGCCAUGCCCGUGGUAGUGUCGGGAGACUUUAAUAUUGAUGUGACGAAAGAGGAGAACAGAGAUUUCAUCUGGUUCAUGAAGCAGUUUCUCUAUCUGGAUUGUGCUUCGGAUCCAACAAUAGCGACUACUCUGGGUGGCACAUGUCUCGAUCUAACGUUCGCCCGGAACGUAAGUGUGGAAUGCAGGAGAUACUGCACGUACUUCUCCUACCACCGGCCUAUUUUGUCGAUUCUUGCGGUGUCCCGAGAACCGAUGCCAUCCCAGUGAAGUGAAUUAACGUCACUGAUCGUCGUUGUUCCGCUAGUUCAUCUGCCAAAACGUUCGAUUUCAACCAGAAUGACCAAUCAUUGACAUCAGCCGGACAGUCCGUAGCAAAAAUAGAUAAUUGAUCCUGAAAAUGAAACUUGAGUAUUUGGUAACUAAAUUUAUAUUUAGAUCAUAAUGUAUUUAAUAUGAAACAUUCUUUCCGUUUUGUUCUUUUCUUUGUUUUCUACAGAUUCAGCCCAACAGUGGAUUGAUACAUCCUUUAACAUUCAUCGGGACCACGGCGUACAUCACUUCAAAAGGCUUCAAGCCAACAUAAACAAACGGCCCUUUUCAGGGCCACCAAAUAUUCAUGGAGGAAGAUGUUGUUGAGGCUGUUGUUUACCGAUCUUCUGUUUCUUUAAUACUCUGCUUAUAGUUAUAAACCGAAAUGAGUUUAUAGUAACAAUCGGGUUUUCGCCCAUUUAUUUCCAGGAUAUGCGACAUGUCGAGGAUAUUCCAACCCAGAUUGAAUAUACAGCCCUAUCUUCAAAAAUCAGCACCAAGAAACAUAUUUAGAGUUUCAAAAUAAAAUCUUCUACACUUACGUAAUCCUACGUCCAAUUGGCGGUCGUGUCUCGGAUACAACCUUCUACUUUUUUUUUUCUCUACAUCUUCCGGCCUUCAACUACCGGCCGGUAAUUAUUUUCAAUCACUCCGUUUUUUAGUUUCUAGAUUAAUCUUAUUCCUCAUUGGAAAUACUUACGCUUUCGGUGGUUCGGUUGCGCUACCGGCUGAGCCAAUGUCGUAACCGCCGACCGAAGAACCGGAUUGAAUGGACAAAGUGACGCCAUCUUCUACUAGAAGACGUUCUUCAUGGCUGGCCAUGCUAACGUAUGCACCAGCCGAAACCAUAGCAGCCGAAUGUUCCUCCUGGUGCUCCAUUUCGCGUCCGUCGCUGUUAGCUAUCCUCAAAAGACUGACUCAUCUUUUCCUCUAUUUCCUUUGACUCUACAAGAACUCUCCAAAGAGCCCUUCAACUAUCACCAGGUCUAAAGAGAACUUAUCUAGAUAAAAGUCAGGAAGGAAUUUC
Armigeres subalbatus is the source of this 2200-nucleotide messenger RNA. RefSeq lists its product as uncharacterized. NCBI's taxonomy places the organism in Eukaryota, Metazoa, Arthropoda, Insecta, Diptera, Culicidae. The transcript has 3 exons. The record is from RefSeq and is a predicted model, not a curated record. The coding region runs from base 1 to 1131 and encodes 376 amino acids. Gene Ontology annotation, molecular function: catalytic activity.